Molecule: messenger RNA, 866 nt
Organism: Paramisgurnus dabryanus
Lineage: Eukaryota; Metazoa; Chordata; Actinopteri; Cypriniformes; Cobitidae
Source: RefSeq, a predicted model, not a curated record
GGAGGAGGAAGAAGAGGAGGAGGAGGAGGAGGAAGAAGAAGGGUCAGUGAGAGAACCUCAUGACUCAACCUUUAAUCCUGGCGACUCUACAAUAUCUGAGGAAUCUGAAAUUUCGUUUGUGCAGAGGACAAUCUAUGGUGAUAACAAGUUCAUUGUGUUUGAAACCUGUCUGCGUGAGCUGUUUGCCACAUGCCCGAUUUGUAAAAACAAGUGUGACGUGACUUUACGCCGGAUGGGUACAUAUGUGGCAUUUCACCAGCUUUUCCCCAAGUGUAGUUACUACAGGCAAUGGGAGAGCCAGCCCACUGUUGGUAGCAUGCCGGUCGGAAAUCUUCAGUUGUCUGCAGCCACGUAUUUUACCGGAGGAUCAUUCGUCCAAGUACAAAAGAUUUGCAAGGGGAUGCAAUUACAAAUUUUUACGUACGAAACCUUCCGGAGACAUUGCAGGAGCUUCCUGGAGCCUGCCAUAAUCCACAAAUGGAAAAGUGAACAACAAAACCUUUUCCAGAAGUUUAGACAGAGUGGAAAGAUUGGCCUCGCCGGAGAUAUGCGUGCAGACUCACCCGGACAUUCAGCCAAAUAUGGUAGUUACACGUUGAUGCACACAGAGAGCAACACCAUUUUGGACACACAACUUGUUCAGAGCAAUGAAGUCGGCGGGAGUUACCAUAUGGAGAAAGAAGGUCUAAAGAGAUGUCUUGAUCAUCUGGAGUCCAGUGGCUUAACAGUCGACUACAUUGUGACUGACCGUCACCCUCAGAUACAAAAAUAUUUGAGAGAACGCAACAUAAUACAGUUUUACGAUUUGUGGCAUUUUGAAAAAGUUUAUUGUUUUUUUUAACUACAGAAUGAAGUUCAGAGUAGUC